This is a messenger RNA of Daktulosphaira vitifoliae (grape phylloxera), 1467 nucleotides long. RefSeq lists its product as uncharacterized. Gene Ontology annotation, molecular function: structural molecule activity. Lineage: Eukaryota; Metazoa; Arthropoda; Insecta; Hemiptera; Phylloxeridae. The coding region runs from base 1 to 1467 and encodes 488 amino acids. The transcript has 2 exons. The record is from RefSeq and is a predicted model, not a curated record.
AUGCAAGUGUAUACUACUGCACUUGGCACGUAUCGUGACUACAUUAACAAACAAAAUACGGGGAAAAACGGUGGUUUGACGUGGUUAGGACACGAUUUCUCGGGACCAGGUAAUAAAGUUGCAAAUGAAAAAAACGAAUUUAUUGCUGAAAGCCUGCCAACAAACGAGAUAGACUGGAUAGCUUUAGAACACGACGUUCAAUAUCAUAAUGCAGGCACGGGUAACAUUGAAGAAAUAGGAAAUUACGAUCUGCAAGCAGCUAACAGGUCGUUGAACGUAAAAAAUUCUAAUUUCGGCGGUAAAUACGCAACGGCUCUUGGCUUGUAUGCAAAACAUUUUUUGGAAAGGACUUGGCAAGGAAUAACCGGAAAUUCAAAAGCUCUAUAUCCUAAUUCAGAAAAGCCUGCUCAACCUAUAGAUUGGUUUACCAACGCCAAAACAAGACGUAAAGAAUUGCCAUUGGAGUCACAUGUGGAAGAGAAUUCCGAAAGAACAAUGUCCGGAGCAGAACGAAGUGCAGCAGGAUCUGGCGACAAACGUACUACUGAACAAGCUGGUCUCGAUACUGGAGGAACUUCAGAAAAAAAACCAAAUUAUGGAACGGCAGAAGCCCUCACUGCUAGUACGACUAUUCCGGGUAUCGGUCCUAACGCUGACGCUGGUAACGCUUCUGCUGUCGAUAUGUUACACAUGGUUAUACCUCGACCCAUUGAUGAUACAAAAAAUAAGUACUUGGUUUUUUCAAAAAAUCAUGAAUUUUUAUCGUAUGGAAUACAAUGGAAGCCUAUUAAACAUACUGGCAACUCAUUUUGGGGAACAACAUCUCUAGCGGAAAUUCCAGUGGACAGGUGUCAUUUGUACCUAACAUCGGACGAAAUAAAAAUAUUACCACCGGGCAGUUACAUUGAUAAGGUAAUGUGUAAAGUUAUUUUGCGGGGCGCUCGAACGGCUUAUGAAACGGCUACAACACAAUCAGAAUUGGCCACAUUAAAUCAAAAUAAAUGGGGAGUUUACGCUGUUGGAUUGAACAAAAAAGUUCCAGGAGUGACAAAAAAGUACACUACAGUGGCUUCUAAUUCUAUGGAACCACAGGAUGUUAAAGAUUCAGCACCCGAUUCGUACUCGAAACAGCACGAUGCUUGGUAUUCCAGUACGAGUAAACCUCAGGACACACUACCUUGUAGUUUCAUGAAUUUGCCAACUGUUUUACAAAAUUAUUUUACAUUGUAUACGGAUACGGGCGCACAAAGUGGGUAUCAGUGGCCCCGAUUAAACAGACACAUAAAUAAAUUUGACGCAAAUGCUGCUGUUGGCACCGUUAUAGUCAAUUACGAAUAUAGUCCCAAAAUUGGUCUUUUGAGACGACCGUUAAACAGUUAUCAAACUUACUAUUGGCCAGACACCAGUAAUAGUAAUUAUUUUCAAUGUGAACAAGCUAUUUUUGCCCGAGCGGGUCGGCUGUUUUGA